This is a messenger RNA of Megalobrama amblycephala (Wuchang bream), 1451 nucleotides long. It is a transcript of the gene cln8, whose product is annotated as CLN8 transmembrane ER and ERGIC protein. Gene Ontology annotation, biological process: lipid homeostasis. Bases 243 to 1112 code for a protein of 289 amino acids. Lineage: Eukaryota; Metazoa; Chordata; Actinopteri; Cypriniformes; Xenocyprididae. Gene Ontology annotation, cellular component: endoplasmic reticulum; membrane. The transcript has 4 exons. The record is from RefSeq and is a predicted model, not a curated record.
ACUUUAUGGGGCACAUGAUGUCUUUCGGUCUCUGGUGCUUUGUAGCGAAGCGGUUGUGCGAGUAACAGUCUGUUAGCACCCGGUGAAGGAAUGUGAGCAAUGUUAUUGUCUAUCUCGUGUCAAAAGACAACAUUAUUAGCUUAAAUCUUUCAUAUGCAGGGAAGAAUGAGUUUCGUGAACGUUAUUUCGUCUACAAGAGACUGGUAAUUGGUUUCAUGGGAACUGACUGUGGAAUCUGAGCAAUGUCUUCCCACCCAGAUAACUUAAUACUGUCCUCGGGUCACAACUUUAGCAUGGACUACUCUUCCCGGGAUAUUCAACUGAAAAUCAUCAGCCUGAGCUUCAUCUUCUACACCUUCAUCUUCCUCCUCUCUCACAUACUGUCUAACCUGCUGCUUCACACCUACCGCUCACUGUCAGCCAAAGAAAAGGUCUUCUGGAAUCUAACUGCGACACGGGCGGUGUUUGGCAUCCAAAGCAUGGUGGCAGGGCUUCGAGCGCUCAUGGAGGACUCUGCUGUCUUUUCUGAUAAGAUUCUUGGGCAGGAGGACUGGUCAUGGUUCAACUUGCUGUCCGCUACAGGCUUUUUCUUCUUUGAAAAUUUGGCCCUUCAUGCGUCUAACGUGGUGUUCUGGUCCUUUGACCUGCCGUUAGCUAUGCACCACUUCUUUGCCCUGGCAGGGUUUACUGGGGCAGUUGUGUGGAACUGGCAGGGUCAUUUCUUGCCUAUGGUGACCCUGCUGCUGGAGAUGAGCACACCCUUCACCUGUAUCUCCUGGAUGCUGCUUAAGGCUGGCUGGGCUAAGACUCUGUUCUGGAAAGCUAACCAGUGGAUAAUGAUUCACAUGUUCCACUGCCGGAUGGUUCUAUCCUACUACAUGUGGUGGGUGUGUUGGAAUCACUGGGAGGAGAUGAAUACACACAUCCCACUGUUUCAGAGACUGCUGUUCUUCAUAGGCCUCUUCCUGCUAACCUUCUUCCUCAACCCCAUUUGGAUGCAUAAGAAAACCCUGCAGCUUCUCAAUCCUGUGGACUGGAACUUUGACAACAUGCCCACUCCAGAGAACGGAUCAAUCCAAGACCAGGCACGACACAAACCCCAUGCCAGCUGAUUAAUGCCAAGAUCAAGGCCUCGUGGGAAAAUGAGGAAGACUACAGCUAUAAAAGUCAGAUGGGUGCAGAGAAAUAUUUGACAAUUUUGUGCAGUGGUGUUGCUUUUAGGUUUGUUGUAGUUAUGUUUAAGAUCUUUAGGUUUAGCACUAACUACUUCUACUUACAACUACACUAACCACUACAACAUGAGUACGGAGAUUGCACAGUUAGUAAAAAGGGUUAGUUCACCCAAAAAUGAAAUUUCUGUCAUUAAUUACUCACCCUCAUAUCGUUCCACAUCCGUAAGACUUUCGUUCAUCUUCGGAACACAAAUUAAGUUAUUUUUGAUGAAAUCCGAG